AUGUCCAACAUCAUCGGCAACCGCAACUCCACCCCGGAGACCUCGAGCUCCUCCUUGUCCGGCUCCACCCUUCGACCGCCCCCAUCUCGCACCAUUGGGUCUGGCCACCAUCUGCGUGCUUCCGCUGACAUGGGCGCCUUCUCUGCUCCCUCUCCCCUCGCAACUCGCGGCAUCCGACCGGCCUCAGAGGUCUACUUCAACCAGUUCUCGCAGAGCGGGAACUCGGGCAACCCGGAAGAUAUGGCUGAAAAGGCGGCACAACAAUGGAUUGCUGACAUCGAUCAAUACGAGACUACAUUGGAAGAGAUGGCUGCGGCAACGCUCGAUCAGGACUUCAAGGACGAGCUGAGUGCGAUUGAGCAGUGGUUCCGUGUGCUCAGUGAGCCUGAAAGGACUGCUGCUCUGUACGCGCUCCUCCAGCAGACGACGCAAGUUCAGAUUCGCUUCUUCAUUCAGGUCCUUCAGCAGAUGGCCAAGAGUCAUCCCAUGUCCGGCGUUUUGUCUCCUGCUGCGUUUGGCGAGAAAGAUCCAAUGUCUUCGAGGAUGAACGAUGCUAUGAACAAAUUGAAUGUCGAAGGGUCACGCGGUUCGUUUGGCUUCGGCAGCAAGCCGCCACCAUCUCCUGGGGCCAAACGCAUGUCUGGACUCGACCCCAACACCAUCAAGUCCAUGUUCCCGGAUGCUGCCAACGCCAUUGAGGAUCAGAAGGCGGAAUUCCAGAAGACGACUGGCAACGCACCAAAAUCCAACAGGAGCAGUGCUGUUGGGGAUCGCUCUUCGCAAUACAUGCCCACUAUCUCUGCCCCUGAGGAGGAGAGCAAGAAGAAUGGAUCGAACAUCCCGUCUGGUCCAUGGAGAAGCACUAGCCAAUCUCAGGGGGAGAAUCAACCUCCUAUUGGGCGGCCAAAGUCGUCGUCUUCCCAAGGCCAGCAACCCAUGGGUCAGUUUGGUGUCAGCCAGCCUCCUCCAUCUGCUGGACUGCGUUCUUCGAGGCCUUUCCCACUGUCGAGCGAUAACAACAUUCAAAGUCAGACUGCAACUGUUGGUGAUGGAUCGAACAACGGCAUGCCUAUCCUGUCUCCGUACGCACCAGGGGCAAGCUGGGCUUCGAUGACCAACACUCCGAUGGUUUCCAACUUCAACACUCAGCAAAGCAACAACCAGGCCGACAUGGUUGCCAACGCCACUGCUAUGAAGCUUGCUGCACUCUCCACUGUGAACAACCGCAUCCAGUUGGACGAUGUGCGCAAGUAUAGACGAGCUAGGUCUCAGGAAGGCCAGGGUGGCCAGCAGCAGCCAAUGUCUCCAGGUGUACCUUCGAACAUUCUCAUGACGAACGAACUGGGUCAAAUCUUGACCCCACAGCAAGCAGCUGCCCUGCAACAACAGCAGAUUGCGGCUAUGCAGGGUCGUCGUUCACGUCCUGCCUCACCCGGCAUCGCUAUAACUGGACCUCCUGGUAUCAACACCGCCGCUAUGGGUAUGCAAGUGCCGCAGAACAAUGGCUAUCUGGCAGCUUUCGACGGUGGAAUGGGUGGACUCAACAACGGCAUGGCGGGUAUGAACUUGGCAAACUUCGGCAUUGGCCACAUGAAUGAAGGGUAUCUUUCUGAUGCUUCUGAAAUCAACCGUGGACGGUCCCCGCGUGGUCGACGAGGAAGCUCCAAGCCACCGGAAGACCCAACCGAUCUGGCGCUUCUGAACGAUAUCCCCAACUGGCUGCGAACUCUCCGACUGCACAAGUACACGGACAAUCUUAAGGAUAUGAAGUGGCAGGAUCUGGUGCAGUUGGAUGAUGACGGUUUGGAGCAGAGAGGUGUAGCAGCUAAGGGCGCGAGGACGAAGUUGUUGAAGGUAUUUGAGCAGGUCCGUGACGCGCAGAACGAAGGCCGACUUUAA
Molecule: messenger RNA, 1899 nt
Organism: Zasmidium cellare ATCC 36951
Lineage: Eukaryota; Fungi; Ascomycota; Dothideomycetes; Mycosphaerellales; Mycosphaerellaceae
Exons: 2
Coding region: 1-1899 (632 amino acids)
Biological process (GO): nuclear-transcribed mRNA poly(A) tail shortening; regulation of mRNA stability
Cellular component (GO): P-body
Molecular function (GO): protein binding; translation repressor activity; mRNA binding
Source: RefSeq, a predicted model, not a curated record